This is a messenger RNA of Schizosaccharomyces japonicus yFS275, 1514 nucleotides long. Its product is annotated as RNase P subunit. Gene Ontology annotation, biological process: tRNA 5'-leader removal. The transcript is spliced from 6 exons. Gene Ontology annotation, cellular component: ribonuclease P complex. The record is from RefSeq and is a predicted model, not a curated record. Lineage: Eukaryota; Fungi; Ascomycota; Schizosaccharomycetes; Schizosaccharomycetales; Schizosaccharomycetaceae. Bases 321 to 1379 code for a protein of 352 amino acids.
AUAAAGCGAAAAAAAAAAAAAAAUAAGUAGUAAUUUUAGUAAAUUAGAAAAAUACCUAGACCAAGCUAUCACUACCUGCAAAUCAUUUAUAACAACGUCAAAGUUUUAAUUUCCUCAACUUUUGUUCAUGCUGUGACAUGACCUAAAGCUACCACCGAAUAACUGAAUUCGUUCAAGAAUUCUUUCAAAACACUUGUUAAUACACGUGUACAUAUGCAUUAAGUAAAGCUAAAGUAUUUGCAACCGAUAAAUAUAUUUUUUUGGGUUUAUUCUUGGCCGUGUUAUUCAACAGAUAUUUUAUUUCGUUAUAACGUUGCAAUAUGGCGACUACAAAAUGUUCAUUUUCCGUCGAUACAUACCCCGGAACUGUAGAGAAGAGUUCCUAUUAUGAAAGUCAAUCGCUGUUGCAUCCUUUCAAUAAAAAGUUUCACGUCAUCGUUCCUUCUUCUCCAGACUGUGAGUUUAUUUACUCCCAAUUUGAAACAGUUAUACAAAAUCAUAAGACGCUCUACUUUAGCGCGAAUGCUAGCUGCCUUCUUUCAUCUUCGUUGUACGAAAGCUUUGUCCAAAAUGGAACUAUUACUUUGCUAAGCGACUCAUUGCCUGAUUCAAGCUCAUCUAUAGCUUUAUACAAUGGAACAAUCUGGAUAUCCAUGGAUAAAGAUACCUACCUUUGUGCAGGAUUAAGCGCAAAGGCUUCCGGUAACCAACCAAAAAAUACACGAUGGGAUGCCUUAUUCAACAUCUCUGACACCCCAUUUAAAUAUGGUUCCAAAAAUUUUGAGAGACUGAGGAAGGGUUUGGAACGUUUACCCGAUUUCAACUUCAUUGCAACCUGUCCCUCCGAUAAAAUCCAGGAUUUUUUAGAAGCAGCCCCGUUUACCGUGCGUUGCGAACCAAUUCGCUUAGAGCAUAAUACUCUCCGUUCUCAAAAAAUUCCUCCUGUUCUCUUCGAACCCAACUUUCCUUAUAAAAAUAACGAUGAUGAUGAUCUAUCUACUCUUAAGGAAAACGCAUUUGACAUCCUUGAAUACAUGUCCUUACUCGGUUUACACUCCCCUCUCCUCCAGAGUACGAAUGCAACAGACCCUUACGUUAGCACAUAUACAAUUCCAAUGAAGAAUGCUGGAGAGCCGCAGACGGGUGACAUUACUCAGAUAACAGUGUCUGGUUUGCUUACACCGGAUAUAUGUCUUUGUCUAUACUCACGCAUCCAAUCACCUGAAUGGUUCUUCACUGGCCUGGUCGGCUAUCCUUGUACUCCAGUGAGUUGGAUUGGUAAAGUGCAUGUUCACAAUUAUUCAGGCGAGAACGCCAUUUACACACUUUCAAGAGCGAAGCAAAACUCUGUCCGUUGGACAUGGAAACUGUUUCAAUAGAUAACACGGCAACAUUAAUAAAUCACGUCAACCUAUAAGGCAGAAAGUCGAAAUUGAUAAAGAUGCAUAAAUCCGUAAAACUUCUAUUAACUUACCAAAACAAAAAGACGAACAAAAUUAUAAACACAAAACUAU